This is a messenger RNA of Soboliphyme baturini, 4818 nucleotides long. The record is from the annotation of a GenBank genome assembly. NCBI's taxonomy places the organism in Eukaryota, Metazoa, Nematoda, Enoplea, Dioctophymatida, Soboliphymatidae.
AUGUUUGCGUCCAGACGAUCGCGACUUGAUCUUCCGACGUCGGUGGCUCGCUUUCUGGAUCUCAAAAGGGAUACCAGCUCGCGGUAUCGGCGCUUGCAGUUCAUAUACGAAAAUACGGCCGAGCCGGACAAGCGAAAAGCUUUUUUCGAAGAACACUACUUUGAAAGCUUCCAACUUUUUCAGGAUAUGUUUUUCCAGAUCGAUUUGCCUGCCCAUGCGCCUGGCGUUCGUGCGAAUAUGAACGAACUGGAGUACGCUUUGUGGAUACUAGAGACGUUGUUCUGUUACUUGCCUGAACUUGUGAGUAAGCGUUGGCAAUAUAACUGUAUUGCGUACUGUUUGAAGCGUUUGUUGCACCCGCAGAGUUUCCUGGAAGUCAGGCGGUUCGGACUGAAAUUGUUUCUGCUUUGGUACCAGUGCCUAGGCAUCGGUCCGUACGGAGCCACGGAACUAGAUGAAUAUUUUUCAUCGCUGAUACCAAAUCUUCCCGUGAGGAAGGACCUGUCUUCGGAAAUGGCGUUGCAGUUAUUAUGUGAAUCCGCCUUUGUUCGGCUGCACGAUUCACCUGAUAACUUGGACGGUAUCUGUGUGGCGAAGAAACCUCAACCUAUCAUGUGCCGAUACGCGGUGCUGUGUUUUCGCAACGCCGCAUCGUUUGAUCUGUACAACCCGCAGUUUGUGUCGCAGGAUAAUAGUGUCGAUUGCAACCUUGCAUCGACGAAUCCUGAAGACCCAUUUAUCGUUUGCCAAAGCUUACUGAUCAGCUGGGUAGUUUCGUACACGUUUAGUCACAAAAAACAGUACGACUCGUUCAAUCGAAAUGAGAUAAACGCGGAAAAACAUGGUGGCAAGAAUGGCUUGGCCGCGGCUAAAGGUGAUGUGAAGCUGCCCGUAAAUUACGUGCUCUUCCGAAAAGUGCUUUUUGGUUCGCUGUCAACUGUCAAUUUUACCUUUGGUAUUUUGCGCGAAAGCUUCCUGAUGCCUUUUUCGUUCGUAGUGCUUAUGUACCGUGUUUUCAAGACGUUGCGAGAGUGGUUACUUUCCAAGGAUAAGCCUCCAUUUUUCAAUCCGUCCCCGACGUCAGAAAGCGGCUCAGCGAAUUGUGCAUUUUGUUGCAUUGGAGUGCAAAAAAGCGUUCAGGGCAUUCUCGUUGUGCUUAGCACCUUCUUCUGCAACAAAUAUCUGCUGGAGGGAAACGAGUACACUAACGUCAUCGUACGCGUCAGUAACAUGAUUCUGGCGCUGUUUAGCCGUCUAGCCAAGUUCAAGUCGGACGAGAAACCUGAUGAAAGCAGCCCCGUGAUGAACGAGGCUACGUGGCAGUUUCUCCUUACCGUCCUGCUACGCAUCACUCAGGAUAUAAUACCAGUCACGCCGACCGUCCUCAAACGGCCUCAUAUUUCGCUACACAUCUCAUCAUCAGUGUUUCGCACGUUGAUCGGCAUUUGGGCAUGCGCCAACGUUAACGUGUCGGUGCCGAACGAGAUGUGGGACAAGCUGACAAUACUGUGCAGCAGUCGCACGGCGUGGCUCGAACUGAUUGUCGAAUGGGGCAACAUACUGGUACUGUUCACCAGAGCGCUUGGCAUUCACCUGUAUGGCGUGGAUGUUUGCGACCCACCGCUGGAACGUUUAUCUGAGCAGAAGACCAAGCGGCGGUUGGGUGUUUCACGCUCGUUGCUGCCCUCUGAGGAAGUUCUUGAAGGCGGCAGUGGAACAGCCCCUGGAACUGGGGCCAGCGUGGGCAUGACAGAACAACAGGAGUAUAACUUUUGUCAGUUUCCGGAGCAGGCUACGGUUUCGUGUGCUAGUGUAAAGCGAAAUUCAACGUGUGUCGUUCAUGCCGUCACCGUUGCAGACGCGGAUGAUCUGGCGAGGGCAUUUGAUCUGAAGACUGAGGCGGCACUUCCGGAAGCAUCAGAAAUGGAGAAAUCUCCAACGAAAAUGACUUCCAGCGCUGCGUUAGAGACAACAUCAGCGACACCAUCAGCAGAAACGAGCGAUCAAGCGCUUUCGGUCGAGGAGGACGAGUCCGCAGCGUCCGAUGACAGUGACUUCGACGCUGACCACACGAAAUUGCCCCAUGUGUCACUGGACGACACGAAGAACGCGGCGCAGAGCGACGACGUAUCGGCCGAUUCGUCGCUGAUCAACAAUGAUGCGGACAGUAUUAGUGAGGAGUUCGUGACUCCGGAGGAGCCGAACGCUCGCUCGCCUUCUCUCGAGUUAUUGCCUAAGCAGUUUCCCGAAGAUGACGGCUUCUGUCGCAGCUCUACCCCUGAAAACUACGCGAUCGCGUGGCGCCGCAUCGUUGGCAUCCUCGGCGACAUUAACGAGAUUACCGAUGCCAGCAUCCACUUGCGCUGUUUAAAAAUCCUGGAGACAGUCAUCAACUCGUUCUUCAAAAUCCGCUUCAACCAAGGCGUCGCAAUCGACGGCAGCGCGUCGAAGGCCAGUGCACUCCCUCCCAGUCUGGUACCACCUUUCACGAUAUUCGCACCAUGGUUGAUCACUUCUCUGAAGCUUUCCAAAAGCUAUAGGUCGAGCAAGAUACUGGCUGUGCGUCUAAUCUGCCGCAUUUAUGCGCGCAGACAAGAUGUCCCGCUAAGCCGCGUGGAUAAUGCCAGCUUUUUGCUAGUGCUACACAAUACGUUGUUGUCUGACCAAGAAGAGCUGAUCUUGGAGGUGGUGAAAAACUGCGCACCGGAAAUCUUUUAUCGCAAUGUCAGCGGCUGUCAAGCAUUAUUGUAUGAUCUGUACCGUGGCUGCAUGUCGAUACUCAAUUCGCACCUACCAGACGGCACUAAGUAUCCGCCUGUGGCGACGUUCGCCGCUAGCACAAUAUGUCUAGUGGCGUCAUUAAAAUCCAUCCCUUGCAUCGACUCGCAGAAUCGCAUCAUCGAGAUGGACGCCGAGAAAUUACUGUUCGAUAUGGUCGGUCUUCUGUCGACGGUGGUGAAAAAAAACGUCGACGAUGAUGUUACUGUUUUGUCGCUGAAAGGUCUGUCGUUGUUCGUGUUCUCACAACUAGUCAAGGGCAAAUUCACGAACGUGCUGCGCGACAGCUUCACAAUAUUGCUAAAUGGCAUCAACUUCUCGAACUGCAAGAUCAGCCUGUGCAUCUGCCAGAUGCUACAUCCGUUACUGUCCGUGAUACCGCAGCUGAUCACGUUGUUUCAGUUUCUGAUCGAGGAUCUGUUCACUGUCUACCUGAUGGCGCUUCAGUCUUUCCUUGAAACGACGGACGCUGACGCGCUGCCCUGUUCCGAUCUCAAGCAGCGUCUGCAGACUCGUAUUUUGUUAGACCUGUGCCAGUGGUGUCUGUCUUUGCCUCCAGAGUUCAUCGCGUCGCCAGAACGCAGGCAGUCGUUUCUUUUGUCUUAUCUUCGUCUUAUUCAGCUUUGUUUCAUAAAGGCUAGCCAGCGUUCUUGUUCUGUCCUUCCGAAGGUUGUUUGUGCAUUGCUUAAUUGUUACUUUGACCAAAAACUUUUCCCGUAUAGCUUUAGUGCACCAGAGAGACCGCCGAACGAAAUGAUCGGCGUCUACUCAUCGUUAAAGAACCGGCACAUUGCCGCGUUUGAAAGCGUCGACAAAGGAAAUAGCGGCGUCAGCGGCAGCGAAUGCAGUCGGUUCGCGUUUCGCAAUAUCGUUGAAAAGCAUUCGUGGCAGAUCAGACGCCUGAACCGUUGCGGUCGACCGUCUCGCGACCUCAAUCGUGGCUUGCUUAGUUUGUCGCUACCCAACGACAAAAGCCGUGGCGGAUCGAAACGUGGUGCGCUGCGGCCCAGCGAUGACUUCGCUGCUGCCGGAUCUCAUUUCGUCGACUCGCUACUUGACUAUCUGCUUGAAACCAGCCCUGAGUGCUUCCUCAGAUCGGCGUGCGGUGAGGAGGCCGCAGCCGACUUCGACUCGUUUAUACCUGACAUCCCGGUCAUUAAGCCGAUGAAGCUGGUUGCUGAAAGCGAGUGUCAUUCGCGCGGCUCGAUGAUGACUUUCAUCGAAUACUUCGGCUGCGCCGAUCGUUUCAGUGCUUGCCGCAUGUUGCUCGAUGCCUUCUACCAUCAUUUGUGGGAAACAACGGGCAGCGUAAAGCUUUUGGAGAAGUCGCGGCAGCUUAACCUCGAGCUGAAACACAUUGACAACAUCAGACUCCAUGAGCUGCACAAGAUCGCUGUAAUCUAUGUUGCUCCUGGUCAAGAAGACAAGCAGUCAAUCCUCAGCAAUCGAACCGGCUCGAAGGCCUUCGAGCGGUUCAUUUCCGCACUCGGCUGGGAGGUCGACUUAAAGACGCAUCUCGGUUACAUGGGUGGUUUGCCGCCGGACGGAACAACCGCAUAUUACUGUACACCGAUGCUCGAGGUCAUAUUCCACAUCAGCACCCGCCUCAGCUGUACGGACAUCAACAAGAAAUUGAGACACCUGGGCAACGAUGAAGUGCACAUCGUUUGGUCGGAACACUGGCGCGACUAUCGGCGUUCGAUCAUACCGACUGAAUUUUGUGACGUGCUGAUCGUCAUUUAUCCGUUGACUAACGACGUGUUUCGGGUGCACAUCGAGUACGAUAAUACAAUUUCCGAUUUUGGUCCAUUGUUCAACGACGCGUUGGUCAGCUGGGACGCACUAUCCGAGUUAAUCAGAACUACAGCAGUUAACGCCAGCAGGAGCAAGCGAGGAACUUCAGAGGCAUACAAGACUUCUCACGAGCACAGGUUCGAAAGCCUCGAAAAUGUCGCAGACCAUCUGGCCGAAAACAUAACCUUCGGCGAGCUCGUCGCAGGCCUGUUUUCACCAUCACCGCUUAAUAAAAUAUCCGAUUAG